AUGGGAUCAAUCAGUGGUAAUGUGAAUACACGUCCUGAUUCAAAGGAAAUUCGAGUCUUGGUCACAGGCUUUGGUGUGGGUUAUCCUGACAUUACACCCCGCUUUACCCCUCAAUCGUGGAGUUGUUCAAUCAAUGUUGAACUGCCCGAAGCCUCAAAGAACCUAAGUGCUGACUGUGGCUUCCAUCAGCCUUUUCGCGCGCAGUUUCCCAUAAAUCCAUCAUGGGAAAUAGCAUCUCGUCUACCACCUUACGUUCCUACAAAUGUAAAAGAUGAAGGGCAUCAUCCGCAUGCACGACCGCCAAUAAACAAGACCACGCCACGCAUUAAGAUUGAAACCUAUGGAGCGCCAGUUCAUGUAGGAUACAAGGCUGUUCGGGAACUUGUGCCCGUACUUCUUGAUGACACCAAGCCUGAUUAUAUACUACAUAUUGGAAUGGCAUCUGGUCGAUCCUUUUACAGUUGUGAGCGACGGGGUCAUCGAGAUGGAUAUUUCAUGAAAGAUGUCGAUGGAAAAGUAUUGAACGAUGAACAUAAUAAGAUUCAGGAGGGUGAUGACUGGGUGUGGCAUGAUUGUCCUGGGGAACUUUUGACGAGUUUGCCAUUUGACAAAAUGUUUCGUCAAUGGAAGGAAGCUUGUCCUGAAGUCGAUACACGCAUUUCCGAAGAUGCGGGUAACUACCUCUGCGAUUUUAUCUACUACACCUCUCUCGCACACCGUCACAAGCAUCAACAACCAAAUAAGACCAUGUUUCUGCAUGUACCCGUCGAUGCUGAUCCCGAGUCUGUAUUGAAAGGUGUUGAAAUUACGACUGAGCUGAUUCGGGCAAUGGUUGAAUGUGAUCUCAAAACUCAAGCCAAUGUCGGGGACAAUAUAAAUACCGCGGAGGAGAAAGUUGAUCUGUGA
Botrytis porri is the source of this 906-nucleotide messenger RNA. RefSeq lists its product as uncharacterized. The transcript has 2 exons. Gene Ontology annotation, cellular component: cytosol. Gene Ontology annotation, biological process: proteolysis. The record is from RefSeq and is a predicted model, not a curated record. NCBI's taxonomy places the organism in Eukaryota, Fungi, Ascomycota, Leotiomycetes, Helotiales, Sclerotiniaceae. Gene Ontology annotation, molecular function: pyroglutamyl-peptidase activity. The coding region runs from base 1 to 906 and encodes 301 amino acids.